AUGGCAUUCAAAGAAAAAGAGAUUGAUGUUCGAUCUCUUGAUGCUCAUAUGCUGUCUUCCAAUGAUGCUGGUAAAAGAAAUGAGACAAAAGCUUGUGGCAUUAGGUUUAUCAAGAUCGAGGGAAGCAGUGAUCAAACUUACGAAGCUUACCUUAACCAACCGGAGAGUUUGAAUUCCUGGGGAGAUGUUAUUUUAUCAGCAGGAGCAUUAGGCUGUCCCCAGAUCCUAAUGUUAAGUGGCAUAGGGCCAGAAAAGCAUCUCAAGAAUUUCAAUCUCUCACUUGUGUUAGAUUUGAAAGGAGUUGGCCAAGAGAUGAAAGACUGCCCAGCCAUUGCCCUUCUAGCAGACACAAAAGCAGAAUAUCAAGUCACAGGCAUUGCAAAAGACUUCAAAUUCAUAGUCCAGGGAGGAAUUUUACCAAUAAGCUUCAAUGCAACAAGGAUGCCAAUUGCAAUAAAGCUUGCAUUUCCAGAAUCUGAAGGGAAACUGAAAUUGAGCAGCACAGAUCCCAGGCAAAACCCUUCAGUGCAAUUCAACUAUCUAUCAAAGGAAGAAGACAUGGAUGAAUGCAUUGAAAUGUCUCAAUUGCUUGAAAGGGUAACAAGAUCUAAGUCUGUUACUCUGUUCCUGAAGACUGUACCACAGAAUAAUUUGAUGUCCACUCCUGAUGAGCUGAGAAAUUUCUGCAAGAACAAUGUUAGAACCUAUUAUCAUUACCACGGUGGUUGCACCGUUGGAUCAGUUGAUAAAGAUUACAAAGUCUAUGGAAUUAAGGGCUUGAGAGUAAUAGAAGGCUCAACUUUCUUGGAAUCCCUAGGCACAAAUCCAAUGGCUACCCUGUUAAUGCUGGGAAGAUAUCAAGGGAUCAAGAUUCUAAGAGAGCGAGAGAUUGCUUCUCUAUUUCCUAAUCAACAACAUCCAUAGCAAAGUCUUAACUUCUACCAAUAUACUUGUAACCAUUAAAGAAUGUGAAAACUGUCAACUUGCUGCAAAACCCAGUUGUUGGAAUCAAUUCAAUGUAACUAAGCUUCAUUUCAUUUUA
Molecule: messenger RNA, 1042 nt
Organism: Manihot esculenta (cassava)
Lineage: Eukaryota; Viridiplantae; Streptophyta; Magnoliopsida; Malpighiales; Euphorbiaceae
Product: (R)-mandelonitrile lyase-like
Exons: 1
Coding region: 1-924 (307 amino acids)
Molecular function (GO): oxidoreductase activity, acting on CH-OH group of donors; flavin adenine dinucleotide binding
Source: RefSeq, a predicted model, not a curated record